This is a messenger RNA of Clonostachys rhizophaga, 1209 nucleotides long. The record is from the annotation of a GenBank genome assembly. Lineage: Eukaryota; Fungi; Ascomycota; Sordariomycetes; Hypocreales; Bionectriaceae.
AUGGGAUCUACUAGCACCGACGUUGUGCCCACAGUGGCGCAGAAAACACGGCUUAUCCGGAGAUCGCGAGAAGGCUGUGGAAACUGUAGACUGCGAAAAGUUAAGUGCAAUGAAGCGAAGCCUCAGUGCCAGCCCUGCUUGUCCUACGGCGUGGUAUGCAAUUAUGACAAGGAUGUCAUGGACUUAAAAUUACCGAAGGAGUUACAACAUCUAUGGCUGGCGCAGGAACUCUCCCCAAGGGUGCCUUUGAAAGACCUGAUAUCAACCGAAGCUGCUCUGGAGACGCACAGUGUUCCGCUUGAACUAGAUGCUAGCUCGCUAGGACUUCUGAGCCAACUUUACCACCAAAUGAAACUCACUUCUGUUUUCCCCGUGGCAGAUAUAUUCCAAUUAGCACAAGAGUAUCCAUUUCUGAUGCAUGCUGCAUUAGCAUUAAGUGCUGCCCAUGACCGGUAUCUCUCCAGGGCAAUGCGGAGUAGCCAAGGCCGGACGAUGAACGAGAUGGCCCAUGGCUUUCAGUGUACAACUCUGCUCAAUCGUACGUUAUGCCAUGAGAUUUCUCCCGCACACCGCGACCCAAUAUGGGCUACUGCAUCGUUUUUAAGCAUUCUAUCCUUUUUGGCCCUUGACGAAUGCGACCCUUCCAAGGCAUGGCCCUUUAAACCCUCGGAGUCGGAUGACAUGAAUUGGCUCCGCCUGGGCGACACCAAAUGGAAACUCUUCCAGCUCACCCAACCAACUCGACCGGAUAGCAUCUUCUACUCAAUGUCGGACACCUACCAGAAGAUGCGGGCAUACAAAUCUACUGGUACCAUUCGCAGCAUUUCUCCAGAGCUUCAAGUUUUAUGCAGGCUUGAUGAAUGCGCUCAACCUGAAACAAGCCCUUACUUUGAAGCUGCUGAAAUCAUCACCAGGCUGAGCAAAUGGCGGGAUUUUGAGAUUCCCUUUACCGAAGCGAUGGCGUUCAUUAUUUACACCAGCCCUUCUUUUAAAAGUCUUCUUUUAAUGAAGGACGCCGCAGCAUUAGUGCUACUUGCAUUGUGGUAUAGCAAGGCGAGUAGGACCAUCUGGUGGGUUGAUCUUCGGGCUGCCACUGAACUUGAGGCUAUAUGCAUGUACUUGCGACAAUAUCACGCUGAUGAUUUGACCAUCAUGAGUUGUCUCCGAUAUUGCUCUGGAAAGGAACGAGCACUGGAGUUGCUUUGUUAA